AAAGCAUAAACCUAAUUACCAUGUUUGUCCUGAUGCACUCCAUCUUAUAGCAGAGUGUGUGUGUGUGUGAGUGAUAAUAAUUUUUGUUUUGAUCGAAGCAGGAUGUUGUUGGAUGUUUUACUUAUUCCUGAUAGAUUGGCCUUAUGAGUGCAGGAGAGGCCCAUCGAUGGGGAGAAACUAAUGGCAUUGAUUGUGGAUAUUGUGUUUUGGUCUGCAGGGACUCCAGUGAAUCGGAUUCCUAUCAUGGCCAAGCAGGUGUUGGAUCUCUAUACCCUCUACAAGCUUGUGACAGAAAAAGGCGGCUUAGUGGAAGUCAUCAAUAAGAAAAUAUGGCGCGAGAUCACCAAGGGCCUCAACCUUCCUACCUCCAUCACCAGUGCAGCUUUUACACUCAGAACACAGUAUAUGAAGUACCUCUAUCCCUACGAAUGUGAAAAGCGGGGUCUCAGCUCCCCCGGGGAGCUCCAGGCAGCUAUCGACAGCAACCGCCGCGAGGGCCGCCGGCAGAGCUACGGCUCGGCCCUCUUUAACUACUCGCCCGUGGGCACCCCCACCCUCCUGUCUUCACCCAAGCUCCAGAUGCCCCACAUCGCCAUGCACACCAGCAACGGAGGCCACCUCUCUCAUGGCCAGGCCAUCAAAAAAGAGGACUCCAUGCUGUCCAACUGCCUGAGCAGCCGGGGGGGCAUCCCUGCGUCUCUGGCUGGGCACCACGGGGCGGCUGCCCAGGCCAUGGCCGCCCAGACGGCCGCGGCGGCCCAGGUGGCCCAGGCCCAGGCAACGGCAGCGCAGGCGGCCGCGAUGAUGCAGGCGGCCGCGCUGGAGCAGCUGCGGGAGAAGCUUGAGUCGGGCGAGCCGCCGGAGAAGAGGAUGAUGAUGAUGGCCGAGGAGCAGCAGCGCCUCAUGCAGCACGCGCUGCAGCAGAACCUGCUGGCCAUGGCCUCACAGCUGCCCAUGAACAUCAAGCUCAACAACAGAGAUGAUAGACAAGAGACCGCAUUGAACCUGUCUACCAACGGCAUUAGCAGCAUCAACAUGUCAAUAGAAAUAAAUGGAGUUGUCUACACAGGGGUCCUGUUCGCCCGUAAGCCCUCCAUGCCAGUGAUCCCUGGAAGCCACCGAGGCAACCACCACCACAUCGCUCAGGGAAAGUCCAGCCCGGGAUUGGCCACGCAGAUCCAGCCCUCCUCGUCCGCCUCCUCCAGCUCGUCCUCGGCACACGGCAACGCGUCCCCCUGAGCAAGAGCAGGCCUCCCCCAUCCAGCUCCCCCCUGUCCUCCCUCUGCAGCCUCUCCUCCUGUUGCAAAGACCCAAAGCAAAGCCGAGAACAGAAGAUAGAACUCAAACACGCAUUUAUCCGAUUUGAUUUUGUUCUUUUAGAAGGUGGCUUUCGUCUCUUUUUAUAUAAAAAGUCCAUCAUUCAAAAGUGACAAGAUCGAAUGUUUAUUUAAAAACCAGAAAUAUCUAUAGUUUUUUUUUUUUUGAUCAAAGAGGAUAUAUGUAUAUACAUUGAAACCGAGAGAAUACACGUUGUCCUACUACAUUCACCUCUGAGCAACAUCUGCUACGAUAGUAAGUGGGCUUGUUGGGUCAGUAAUCACACGUAUGAAGUAAGUAUGUUUCCUCACCACACUGUUCUGUGGGGAGAAGCUUUAUCGUGUGAUUGUGCCACAGUCGCCCGGGACAGUGCAAUGACUGUGGAAAUGACAAUGGCACAAUUCUCUGGUGACAAAUAUCUGAGGUGGGGGGGUGGGGGGAUUGGGGGACUUUUUUCAUGUUCUCUGCUGGCUUUGUUAUCCUCUGUUGCUUUGGAAUCUCAUAUUGUCAGCCUUGGCGUUCUCCUAUCACAUUUUCAAACAGGUUAGACGUGCAUUUGCACCUAAAUCACUAAAUCCCUCAGAACCUGCAGCUUAUACCAAAGAAGACUAGAAUGCCAUUGACAAGGUAACCACGCUCAGGCAUGGUCGUCGAAUUACAACAAAUAUAUUAACGCACAGUUUUUUUCUCAAAGCACUGCAGUAACUUGGAACAAGCCACUGAAGAAUCAGAUCAGAGGUCUACGGUAGUUCCAAAUACCAAACCGAGGGGUUUUGUACUUGAGAAAUAAAAGAAUGAUAAUAAUAAUUGUAGACGUAGGCAAAGCACAUCCCACUGAAAAGGGGGAGGGACAACUUGUUAGCAGUCAGGGAGAUGUACCUAUCGAUGCUUGUUUUCUUUUCUUUGUAAAGGAAAAUAUCUAAGUGAUGUGCUAUCUGCCGCGGUGGACAUCAAUCAAUCAAAUCAAUCAAAUGUCAUGUCCACAUGUUCAGUGGGACAAUCAGUAAGUCGCACUGGUAUUUAAUACAUGCAAGUCUUUUUUUAAAUGUUUAAUUGUAAUGUAAGGGUUAAGGCAACCUAGAUAGGAAGCCAGCAACAUUGCUUCAUGAUCGAUUGUGGUUAGAGCUUGCGACAAUGUACACGCCAAGAUGUAUUCUUCUUGGCUUCGUGGAGAUGGCUCUCGCCACCAAUGUAGACUUUUUUUAUUUACAAAAGUGACUUUCCAUCUACAACGAAACUAUUUGUCAUUGAGGUUGUUCUAGCUGGGUAUAUAAGGGGUUCCCUGGAUCCAUUAAACCGCAUGCAACACAGUAAAGAAACAGGCUUCUCCGGCCAAGAGUGGUUUUGGGAGCCUGAGGGUAGUAUCAUGCCAAAAGUCAUGUUAUGUACAAUGGCUGCGGACACCCCUAUGGUUAGAGGAAAUGAUUGAGCACUUCAGUACAUUUCUCAUUAAAUGAAAUAGAUAGGGAUCCCUGGGAGGUACAGCGAGCAAGACGGGGGGACGUCAUUGUGGAUUUGAGGAUUGCUGAAGAAGUAGCUAUUGGCUUUAUUGUGAAUAGAAUCCAUUUUUUUUUUUUUUUAAAUAAUGCACUUGCAUUUGACUUAUUUCUCUAUCUCCCUCUCUCUCUCUCUUUUUUUCUCUGCCUCUCACUCCCUCUUUUAUAGUCUCUCUCUCUCUUUCUCUCUCUCUCUCUCUCUCUCUCUGUCACAAUAUAUAUAAUUCUCUUCCAAGUUUUAUUUUUAUCCCUCUCAGCAUUGCUUCAAAAAUACUUUCUCUGUUGUUAAGGGAAAUGGGAAACUGUUUGAUGAUAUUCUUGUGUUAAUCUUUUUUAAAGUCUAUUAGCAUAUGAUUUAAAAUUUUAUUUAUUUCGCUCUUUUUUAUUUCGUGUUUUUGGGGCUGUAACAAUGCAUUCAGCUACACCACUUUGCUUUUGGCCCUUUUUAAGUCCUUCGAAAUACAGCCAGAUACCUCACAAAUCUGUACAUACAUAAUAGAUUAUGAAAACAAAUAUACCUCAUAUUUCAUUUCUAUUCUUUUUAUUGUGAAGCCACUUGAAAAAAAAUCAAUAUUUUUGUUUCAACAGAUCACUGGAUUUUUUUUCUUCUUUUUUUCAUAUAUUGUAUUGUUAUACCAAGAAGGGAAUAUUUUAUUAACAGACAUCUACCUCAUUUGUUCUAGACUGUGCCAACAAAACAUAACCACAAUCGCCAGUUUUUAAGUAUAGCCUUUUGGCCCAUACAAAGAUUAUUUGCUUGAACAUAUGUACUGAGAUGAAAAAAAGAAGUUGGUGGACCACACGGGGCACGAGGCAAUGUAUUUGCAUCGCUUCUUCACUUUCCUUUUUUUUAAUGGCAUUAUAUUGUUUGGGAGAAAUGCCAGAAGGAUUAUGUUUUCUUGUACAUGGCUAUCUGUUCAUUGCUGUUUAAUGUUGAUAUUCAGUUAGGUGUACUGCACAUCUGAUUGAUAAAUGUAUAGGUUGAAGUAAUGUUAUACACCGUACUCAUACCAUCCUGUCCCAAGACAGGCAGCCACCACUGGAGUGUACAGUGUGUUCCGGUGUGCGUACAUUACCGACGUGUGUGUGGUUGGUUGCUGUCUGAUACUCUGUCAAUUCCAGUGUUUACUUGAAAGACUUUAAGUCAUUACAGUGUCAUUACAGAGGAGAUGUUUUAUGAUAUAUAAUGAUUAAGUCCAAACUUGCAGUUUACCUACAAGUGGUUUCUUAGAAGCAUUAACUCAGCAAAAAUCCCAUCCAAACACGCCUCUUCAUAAUUCACACCGUUGUUUCCUAUUCAAAUGUACCAAAGAUUUUGUAUUGUACCUUUAGGUCUCUUUCCACACAAUGUCUUCCGCACAGUGCUUUUGUAAGAUCAGUGAGACUAGCAUUUGCAAAAAUGUGUAAUGGAUAGAUAGUCAUUACUCUUAAGAAUGUCUUUUUCUUAACUCUGUUACCUAGUAUGAAACAAUUAAAACGUUUCAAAUGGUUUGCUGAGGCAGUAAUCAGUUUAAAACAAAAAAAGUAGAUUUGAAAGAAAUCACACAACACACCGUUUAUUUUGGAUAAAGGGCCGUAAUGGAUGCACAAAUGUCUGUGGCUCAUAAUCAUUGGGGAUUGGAGUUGACAUAUCAGAAAUGUGUUCUUUCUCAUUUACACUGGCACAAUCUGUUCCCUCUCAUGACUGUUGUUCCCUCCCGCUCUCACGUCGACACACCAGAGUUUGAUACCAAACGCCAGUCAUAAAGAGUGUGUUGAUUGUGAAACGAGAACAAGAAAUCGCUGUAAUCUCUUGUAACCAAAGAAAGACACCAAAACACACACACACACACACACACACACACACUGGCUUACUAUUGACUAUGAAUAAGAUGACAAUGUCAGAAAACAAAGAAAUGUGUUGAAAAUAGCAUUCACUGAAGAAAAAGGCUCAGUUAUGUACUUACUGAAUUAACAUGUUGUUUACUUUGUUUAUUUUUUUUAGCCGUGCUAUGCUAGUAGAUUGUAGAACUUAUUAAGGCUUUAUUCGCAGUAUAUGAAGCUUAAACAUUUCUUUUGUUUCCUUUUGUUCACUUUGGAUAAAUCCAGUGUAUUAUGGGAAAGCUGGAUUGUGGUGCUCAGGGGUUAAAAAACACACAAAAAAAACAGGUGAAAGAGAUUUUUUUUCUUCGUUUUGCCAUUGACUCGUAGCAUAUUUAGAAAUAAAUUACUGCUUUAAA
This is a messenger RNA of Clupea harengus (Atlantic herring), 5032 nucleotides long. RefSeq names its product AT-rich interactive domain-containing protein 3A-like (gene arid3c). The coding region runs from base 181 to 1239 and encodes 352 amino acids. The record is from RefSeq and is a predicted model, not a curated record. The transcript is spliced from 5 exons. Gene Ontology annotation, cellular component: nucleus. NCBI's taxonomy places the organism in Eukaryota, Metazoa, Chordata, Actinopteri, Clupeiformes, Clupeidae. Gene Ontology annotation, biological process: regulation of transcription by RNA polymerase II. Gene Ontology annotation, molecular function: DNA binding.